Molecule: messenger RNA, 1884 nt
Organism: Oncorhynchus masou masou (cherry salmon)
Lineage: Eukaryota; Metazoa; Chordata; Actinopteri; Salmoniformes; Salmonidae
Gene: inaa
Product: internexin neuronal intermediate filament protein, alpha a
Exons: 3
Coding region: 57-1469 (470 amino acids)
Biological process (GO): intermediate filament organization
Cellular component (GO): postsynaptic intermediate filament cytoskeleton; cytoplasm; intermediate filament
Molecular function (GO): structural constituent of postsynaptic intermediate filament cytoskeleton
Source: RefSeq, a predicted model, not a curated record
ACCUAUAAAAGCACUGCGGCCAAAGUUUUCCAAAGCCUCUCUUGCCAACCGCAAAGAUGAACUACGGAUCUGACCACUAUACCUCGUCAUCCUACCGAAAGAUCUACAGGGACGCUCCUCGUUUCUCACCCUCAACCUCUCGUAUGAGUAGUCCUUCCGCCUCCUCCCGCAGUUCUGUGUCCUCCACCAGUUACAGGUCUGCGGUGUCUCUCCCCCGCAGCAGUGCGUCAUCGCUGGGCUACUACAGAAGAACCGGUCAGUCUUCUUCCUUUUCGACGGUGCCAGGUGACAGCCUCGAAUUGACUCAAUCCUCCGUCCUCAGCAAUGAGUUGAAAGUCACCCGAACCAAUGAGAAGGAACAAUUGCAGGGUCUCAAUGACCGCUUCGCCAUGUUCAUCGAGAAAGUGCGUACCCUGGAGCAGCAGAACAAAGUCUUGGAGACGGAGCUGGUGACCCUGCGCCAGAGGCAGCACGAGCCAUCCCGCAUCGCGGACCUAUACCAGCAGGAGAUGCGCGAGCUUCGCGCGCAAGUGGAGGAGAUCGGCAGCGAGAAAGCCCACAUUCUCAUCGAUAGGGACAACUUAGAAGAAGACCUUCACAAGCUUAGGGCCAAAUAUGAGGAGGAGUUAAGGGCGCGCGAGGAGGCUGAGCAGACCCUGCGGUCGUUCAAAAAGGACGUGGAUGACGCCACCAUGGCGCGGCUGGAUCUAGAGCGCAAAGUGGAGGGCCUCCUGGAUGAGAUAUCCUUCCUGAGGAAGGUCCACGACGAGGAGGUGGCCGAACUGAGCGGUAUGGUCCAGGCAGCUCAUGUGUCAGUCGAGGUAGAGCUGGCCAAACCCGACCUCACUUCGGCUCUGAAAGAGAUCCGCAAUCAGUACGAGACUCUGGCUUCUAAGAACCUGCACUCCGCGGAAGAGUGGUAUAAAUCCAAGUUUGCCAAUCUCAACGAGCAGGCCACCAGGAGCAAUGAGGCAAUGCGGGCCAGCAGGGAGGAGAUCAACGAAUUCAGGAGACAACUGCAGUCCAAGACAAUUGAGUUGGAGACCCUACAUGGCAUCAAUGAGUCUUUGGAACGGCAGAUUCGAGAAACAGAAGAUGGACACAAUCUUGAAAUCGCAGGUUUGCAGGAUACCAUUGGGCACCUGGACAAUGAUUUGCGGAACAUCAAGAAUGACAUGGCUCAGCAUCUUCGAGAGUACCAGGAUCUGCUCAAUGUCAAAAUGGCUCUGGACAUUGAAAUAGCUGCCUACAGAAAACUGCUGGAGGGAGAGGAAACUCACUUUAGCACAGGAAUAUUAUUUGGCGCCUCAAACCAUGGCACCGGUCACUUUGGAUACCAGCCACGUGCCUCAAGCUAUGCACGGAGUACCAAUAAGGAGAAAGAGGCUGCUCAGAAAGAUGGCUUCAAGGAGAUCACUGAGGAAAAAGUGGAGAAGAGCGAUGAAGCAGAUAUCAACUCAAACAACUAGCCAACAUAAAUUCAGACCUUGCAAGCCAGUUAUCUAAAGGCACAGAGCAAAUGUACUGUAUAUCAUACAUUAUUACUGGGAUGCAUUAUGUGCAGCUGAGCACUGCUACACUCUCCAGUUUCAAUUACAAUAGUGGAAUUUGAGAUCGUCUUUGUUAGUAAUAUGAUAUAUUGAAGGUAGGUAGGUAGUUGAAAGGAGUGAUAAUUUUGUAAUUUAAACAAAUAGAAUAUUUUAAUGAAAUGUAUAUAUUUUUGUAGCCUGGUUGCCUGAUCUGUAUGUGUUUUAGCCAACUCUUCUGUCAUUCGUUGUUAUGCCAUGCAAAUACAGUACAUGGCUAAUAUUUUUGUGUGUUGAGGCUGUUGAUGAAGCCAUUAAAAAUGUACUGUAACCAUUUGGUCCCUAUUUAUUGAACAUU